Phlebotomus papatasi is the source of this 505-nucleotide messenger RNA. RefSeq names its product trafficking protein particle complex subunit 6b-like. Gene Ontology annotation, biological process: regulation of GTPase activity; endoplasmic reticulum to Golgi vesicle-mediated transport. The record is from RefSeq and is a predicted model, not a curated record. Bases 35 to 505 code for a protein of 156 amino acids. Gene Ontology annotation, cellular component: cis-Golgi network; trans-Golgi network; TRAPP complex. NCBI's taxonomy places the organism in Eukaryota, Metazoa, Arthropoda, Insecta, Diptera, Psychodidae. The transcript has a single exon.
AAUUGUGUUUGCUUGAUAAAAAUACUCAAAAGUAAUGCCUGAGGAUGCUGUUUUGGAGUAUCUGCACAUAGAAUUGGUGAAUUAUGUUCUGUCGGACAAAGAUGUGAAGAAGAAUGAGAAUGAUUUGUCCGAUUUGGAGUAUAUUGGCUUCACCACUGGCUACAGGAUAAUAGAGAGAUUAACCAGGGAAUGGCCGAGAUUCAAGGAUGAAUUAGAAACACUGAAAUUUAUCUGUACGGACUUUUGGUCUUCGAUCUACAAAAAGCAAAUUGACAAUCUCCGGACGAAUCAUCAGGGAGUUUAUGUCCUCCAAGACAAUGCAUUCCGUUUCCUCACGAGAAUCUCUUCUGGAACACAGUAUCUCGAGCAUGCACCCAAGUAUGUUGCCUUCACAUGUGGGGUAAUUCGGGGUAGUUUGCUAAAUCUGGGAAUCAGCAGUACAGUAACUGCUGAAGUACAGGCACUGCCCUCCUGCAAGUUUCACAUCCAAUUCAACCGGACAUGA